Molecule: messenger RNA, 2155 nt
Organism: Aaosphaeria arxii CBS 175.79
Lineage: Eukaryota; Fungi; Ascomycota; Dothideomycetes; Pleosporales
Exons: 4
Coding region: 343-2091 (582 amino acids)
Molecular function (GO): protein binding
Source: RefSeq, a predicted model, not a curated record
CAGCCCGAUUCUUAAAGCAUAACCCCCAGGGCUCCUCUUACACUGUACACCACAACCUCUCCAAGAGGCCUUUUUAUCCACCACACCGUUUUAAUAAUUAGAUAAAAAGAAUCGCAACCCCCGCUCGCCUCCUCUCGCACCUUCCCUCCCCAGGACGGCCUUCGAAGCUGUCUCGAAUGGACUCAUAGACCUCUCCUGGCCUCCCACGCGUGCGAUCCUCAGUCGUAUGAACAGCCGCUCCUGACGGCCGCGACCACGACUACGACUUCCACCGUCGCCAUUGAACAUUGUGCACGCUUCCGGACGAUCCAUCGCUCGUGCAUUCAGCUUCGAUCCCCCAUCAUGGACCCUCAUCGCUCGAGCAGCUGUUGCUGCGACGUCCAACCGUCCCUCAACCGCCAUGAUCCCAGGAGCUCUCCUCGGCGCCAGAAGUACCUUUCGACGCGCUCCAUUGCUCUGGCUCUCCUCGCAGCCUCAGUUCCAGCGACCAUGGCCCAGAAGUGCAUAUCUCUCGAUGGCACCACGACAUGCCCGGCAUUCAACAAGGCCAGCAUCAGUACUGGCCUGUCGAAUCUCUUCCCUUUCCUCUCCUUCGUAUCAGAUAUACAGAGCUUCGACAAUCAGUUUCGGCAGUAUAUCGCCACGGAUUACGCGAGAAACAAGUAUCAGCAGCUCAUCGGAUGCUCGGGCGUCAAUCUAACCAACACCACCGAGAUCUAUGCUCGCUACACCACCACCGUGCUGUGCAAUUCCCUGGUCCAGAAUUCCGUCCAGAGCUGCAGCCUUUCGCAGGAGAACUCUCGCCCACUUUGCGCUGAUUCAUGCGCCAAGUUUGCUAUCAGCGAGCAAGAGAUCACAGCAAGCCCCGAACUGUGCGGCAAUUCGGGAGACAACGCCAUCAACCAGAUCCGCGCUGAUUUCACCAACUGCGCUUUGCCGGCGCGCUCAUUGAGCGGCACCUGCAUCAGCGCUGCCGACAACGAAGCCGCUGAGUGCGGAUACCAGUCUAACUUGCCCGGUCUCUGUUCCUUCUGCGGUUCCAGCUCUCCUAACUCGACCGACUCGUGCUGCGUCAACGCUAAUGUCGAAGCUCGCUGCCAGAAUGUCGAUCUUCCCACCACCACGUCCAUGCCGCCACUCUUCCCAUCGUCCACCUCUUCAGGCGCCCCAACCGCAACUUCGGCCGGAGCAGGCGCUGGGUCCGGCUCUGGCCUCUCGGGAGGUGCUAUCGCGGGGAUCGUCGUGGGGUCCAUCAUGGGCGCCUUGAUCAUCCUCGGUGCGGUCAUCUUCUGCUGCCUCCAAGCGCGGAAACGCAAGCAGAGCCAAAACGGUAGCAUUCUGAACUCUCCCUCGCCAGCCCGCCAGGCUGUUUCUGCCCCAGCGAUGGGUUACCACGAUGGUGCCCCGCCGCCGCCAGUCCUUCCGGGAGCACGUGUCGCCCGCAUGUCAGCCCUCUCUGGAUCAAGCUCCUCGGAUCGCCAGGACUCUCGAACACGUGGUGCCAUGGGAACAUACCGUUCUGACGAUACCUUUUCUUCCCCCGAGUACGGACGGAGCCGUCUCGGAGGCGCACUACCAAAACGUGACGGAUCCCUCUCGAGCCACUCCGCACUCGCUGCCACCGAUGGCCACUCCUCACCUCUAUCGACCAACCCCGACCGCAACUUUUCUAGCCCAGAUGGUGUCGCCUCGGGACAAUCAGAGCAGCUGCAAUUCUUCAAAGACUACUACUCGCAGGAUGACAUUCACGCAAACGACAUUGUCGCGACCCUGUGGGCGUACCAGCCUCGUGCCAACGAUGAGUUUGAAUUGGAGCGGGGUGACAUGCUCAAGGUUGUGGGCAUUUGGGAUGAUGGGUGGGCAACUGGCGUGAGAGUGUCCGAGACCGCGGAAGAGUGGGAAGCACGCAAACAAGUGCAACGCGACUCGGGCGUCAGCAACGGCAGCAGGAAGUCGAAGAUCGAGGAUUCCGAGAGCGAGAUCAAGGCAUUCCCGCUCGUUUGUGUUUGCUUGCCGCAGCACUGGAGGAAGACGAUAGAGGGUGACAGCACGGAUGCAGGAGGCAGCGGAGGUCCACCUCCCAGCCCCUAAUCAACACAUCCUCUCCGUGCUUGUUAACUCUCUUCUAGCUCUCUCCUCUCUCUCCUCUCCUUUC